CCUCGCACCUGAUCGUCGGACUAUUUACUGCUCUUUAGCGCAACUCUCUGCACUGCACUCGCCUGCCUCCAACAUGACUCUCCUCCACUGGACUUGAGCAAGCAGGAUUUCCGUCUUUUCAACAACAACAAAAAAACGCCCUUUCUAACGUGUGAUUCACAGUUUUUUUUAGUACAAGUGGGAGGAAAAAAAAAGAGUUGUGUUCAAAAUGCCGCGCUCCUUUCUGGUCAAGAAGCACAUCAACUCCGCCAAGAAGCCCAACUACAGCGAGCUGGAGAGUCCAACAGGUGGGGGGAAAAGUUUUUCAGAGCGAGUUUGUGGGGAACUUUCGCUGACUGACUCGCCGUCUUCCGUUUCAGUUCUCAUCAUGCCGCACUUGUACAAGGGCCUCCCGCUUCCCGUCAUCCCCCAGCCGGAGUUCCUGAGCCCGGCCGCGUACAGCCCCAUCACAAUGUGGACCACCAGCAGCCUUCCGCUCUCCCCGCUGUCCGGAUACCCUUCCUCGCUCUCCUCUUCGUCUUCUUCCAAGGACCACAGCGGCUCCGAAAGCCCGCGCAGCGACGACGAGGAGCCCGGCCCGCAGCAACCGGACCCGGACAAGUUCCAGUGCGUCCAGUGCGCAAAGUCCUACUCGACCUACUCGGGACUCGUCAAGCAUAAGCAGUUGCACUGCGACGCGCUGCAGGCCCGCAAGUGCUUCACGUGCAAAUACUGCGAGAAGGAGUACGUGAGCCUGGGAGCGCUCAAGAUGCACAUCAGGACUCACACGUUGCCUUGUGUGUGCAAAAUUUGCGGCAAAGCCUUUUCCAGGCCUUGGCUGCUGCAAGGACACAUCAGGACGCACACCGGCGAGAAGCCCUUCUCGUGUCCCCACUGCAAGCGGGCGUUCGCCGACCGCUCCAACCUCAGGGCUCACCUGCAGACCCAUUCAGAUGUGAAAAAGUACCAAUGCAAGAACUGCUCCAAAACCUUUUCGCGGAUGUCGCUGCUGCACAAGCACGAGGAAUCCGCCUGCUGCGUAGCACACUGAACACACGGGAUACUCGCCUCCACCACAGCAAGACCUUUUUUUUUUUCUUUUUUUUUUCUGUUUGUUUGUUUGUUUGUUUAGAAAGCGAAUUUCCAAGCAAGCCUGGGAGAUGCGUCAGGGAAUGUUUUUUUUUGUUUUGUUUUUUGCCAGGAUAAGUGUUCAAUGUUGGCAUUUUUUGCAAUCGCUUCUUGUUUCAAGCCUAAUGUAUUCGCCUACCUGUGCUAUUCAUGCACUUUUUUUUUUUUU
This is a messenger RNA of Hippocampus zosterae (dwarf seahorse), 1276 nucleotides long. It is a transcript of the gene snai2, whose product is annotated as snail family zinc finger 2. Lineage: Eukaryota; Metazoa; Chordata; Actinopteri; Syngnathiformes; Syngnathidae. Gene Ontology annotation, molecular function: DNA-binding transcription factor activity, RNA polymerase II-specific; RNA polymerase II cis-regulatory region sequence-specific DNA binding. Gene Ontology annotation, biological process: regulation of DNA-templated transcription. The record is from RefSeq and is a predicted model, not a curated record. The transcript is spliced from 2 exons. Bases 209 to 1030 code for a protein of 273 amino acids.